Hirsutella rhossiliensis is the source of this 2169-nucleotide messenger RNA. RefSeq lists its product as uncharacterized. Bases 1 to 2169 code for a protein of 722 amino acids. The record is from RefSeq and is a predicted model, not a curated record. The transcript has 2 exons. NCBI's taxonomy places the organism in Eukaryota, Fungi, Ascomycota, Sordariomycetes, Hypocreales, Ophiocordycipitaceae.
AUGCCAGCAGGCUUAAGCGGCGAGGCCAAAGCUGGGGGUCCUCGAAUCGCCCUCGCCCGAGGCCCCCUGGCAGAUACGGCGUCCCCGGCAGCGACACAGCGAGCAGCUUUACUGCAAGCUCGGUAUUUCGCGGGCGAGGCUACGAGCCUCGCUCCUACCGAGGAGGGCGGCCAAGUGUCCCCUCCGCUGGCCAACCCAUGGGUCGACGUCACAGGCGUGUACCUGGAGGAAGAUCCCGGGAUGAUAAGCAGCCGUCUGAGACGCUGGCAGCAGCCGAAGCCUCUCAAAGUGCCAAAGGGCGGCAACUCAUCUGCCCACUCGCUGCCGUUGGUAGAAACGCCCGGACUGAAUCAUCAUUACCAGCCGCAUAUCCCACCCUGGUAUUGUAGCCCGCCGUACGGUCAACACCCUGGUCCGUCCGUGUCCUUUUACCAUAACAAGAAGCCGAUUGAUGUCAAGCAAGACUCAACUCGGCCGAAACAUGUCGAAAACAGCAAAGUGGAGGCGCAGUUGAAGGCACAGCAAGAGCAGCAAGAGCAGCAAGAGCAGCCAAAAGCCAAGGAGGAGAGCAAUGAAGUGGUCGCAAAAGCAAGGAAGGAGGGCGAGAUUGCCGCGAGAAUUCAACUCCGUGGUGAGCUGGAGGCAGAGCGGCUGGUGGUGGAGCAGAAACAAAAGAUGGAAAGAGAAAUUAGGGCGAAAUUGGAAAUCGAAUCAUGGGAAAAGGCGGCGGAGAAGGAAGCCAAGGCAAGACAGGAGGACGAGUUGGAUAAGCGGGCCAGGGACAGGAUACUGCGAAGCAUGGACGAAAUGAUGGAGCUGGCCAGGCAAAAAGCUUUGCACGACAUGGAAAAGGAGAAGCUCGUGGUCCAGAGGAAGCAGGUAGAGCUGGAACAGCUACGAGCCGAGGUUCGAGCCGAGAUUCGAGCCGGGAUACGGGCCGGGAUACGGGCCGGGAUACGGGCCGAGAUUCGAGCCGGGAUACGGGCCGAGAUGGCGGGUCAACAAGGUCUGAGACGAGACGACGACGGAAAGAAGCACGAGGAAGCCGCGACGCCCAGACCGGCAUCAAGGCCGGCAUCCCAGAAUAGCCUUCCCGUCCGCUCUUUCAGCACCACCGGCCGACACCUGUCUUCAGAGCAAGGGAGCUGGCUACCAUCCCAAGGCCGUAGCACUUUGUUACAACGACCGCCCAGCCCACACGACGCCCCCAGAGACCCUGCCGACGGCAAAGAAGAGGAAAGCCUGAGUCAACCGCCAUCCGAGCCAGCUACUUCUGACGACUUGGGUUCCGAAUCCGGUAGCCAGAAAGCUUUCUGGAGGAUGAGGGAAAUGGGCAUGCGCAUGAACCUGCGGCUCGUCAAGCAAGAGCUGAUUGAUCCGGUUGUGAAUCUGGUGAUGCAAGGGCUGGUCGAACCGCCGGACUGGAGCAUGCCAACAGGAGUGCACCAAGACGAUAUGCGGCAUCAGCAUGCGUCUGAGUGGGAUGGACGCGACCCACUGUCCCACUGUCUCGAGGGGGAACCAGAGCCAUUUCGCUCGGAACCGUUGGAGUCGGAACCAAGAGAAUCUGGCUUCGCAUCGAACCGACGUUCCCAUUCACGGGCGGAGCCGCGCGGGUCUGGCGAGAGUCCUUGCCAUCAGGCUCAUGAGAAGAGCCGUCGGCGAAGUGACGGACGGCGGGACGCGGUUUCUUUUCAUCCAGUGAAGAUAUCGGGUGAAGAAGAGCUACCGCGUGCCGAGGUGGAAGAAGUUGAUGCUGAAGCCGAGACGCUUGACGUGGAGUCUGCCACUCGAGGACCUCUCGGCGAGCAGCAAAGUUACAAUAAGGCAGGAAGGGACGGGGUGCUGUCAAGGGCCAGCGGCAAGGCUCCGGAGGGCAAAGUUGACAAGGCGGCAUCGGUCGUCCAUGAAGAGAGGGCUGCAGACCAGGCGGGCCUAGAUGCAACGGCGCAGUCGACGAAGCUGAAAAAGCGACAGAACGAGGCCCCGGGGAGCACGACCGAGAUUCCUCGCAGACGAGACGGAUUGCCCGCCAGUAUGGUGAAUUCGCAGGGGCCAGACCGUCGCCAAUGGCACGGGCUGGCUGGCAGCAGGGACAUCUCAAUUGUGAGGUCGGCGAUUGAGCGACUGAUGAUGUCUCGUUCGUAUGCGCAAGACUCGAUCGAUUAG